UUGACCAGAACAAAAUAUAUAUUUUAAGAAAUUUUCUACUCAUGCUGAGAGACUGCUGAUACUCCUGCAGAAGGAGAAAAAACGCGAGUCAUUCAGUUUCAAGCUCCAAACAUGGCUUUCUUUGCGAGUGCAAUAGUAAACACAGACCUUCAAACAUGCAGAUAAUAUAUUAGCUCAUUUCUUUUAGAAAGUUGGUGAUUUCUCAUGGAUGUGUCUGAAGGAUUUCGAUUUCACUUCUUUCUGUUCUCAAAGGAUCACAUUAGACGGAAUAAAUCUACUUUUUGUCUUUGUCUUCUACUUUUCCUUGCUUAUCAGUUUUAUCAGAAGAAAUUCUACAAGUACUAGCCCCCUAAAAAGUUGGACUUUCAUCCUUGUUUCUAUCUGUUGUGCUAUUAUUAGCAUUGCUUUUUACAUUAUUGGCUUGUGGAAUCUCAUAGCCAAAACUGAUAACUCUAAGCAGCUGAGCUGGUUAGCUUGCAUUAUUAGAGGAUUUGUUUGGACUUCUUUGGCACUUUCUUUGCUUUUUCAGAGGCACAAAUGGAUCAAAAUUCUGAACUGUGUUUGGUGGGCAUGUUCCUGUGUACUAGUUUCGGCUGUCAACUUUGAAAUUCUGUUUCAAAAGCAUGCAAUCGAAGUUUUUGAUACUGUACAAUGGCUUGUGCACUUCCUUCUUGUCUUCUGUGCCUUACAAAAUCUUGGUUACUUUGUCACUCAAAGUGUGCCAGAAAGUUUAUCUGAGCCUCUGUUGGCCGAUAAAGAUGAACCUAAACAAACAGGACUGGCCCAUGCUCCUUUUCUCAGCAAGUUAACUUUCUCUUGGGUUAACUCCUUACUUUGCAUAGGUUACUCAAAGCCACUAGCUCUUGAAGAUAUUCCUUCUCUUCUUUGUGAAGAUGAAGCUGAUUCAGCCUAUCAAAACUUCAUGCAUGCAAUGGAACGCCUUGUAAGGGAUAGGAGCAAGAACAGUAACAGAAACUUGGUUCUUUGGUCUGUUGUUACAACUCAUUUAAAAGAGAACCUAUUAAUAGCCUUUUAUGGAUUACUCAGAACCAUUGCAUUUACUGCUUCUCCUUUAAUACUCUAUGCUUUUGUAAACUACUCAAAUAGCACGGAUACAAAUAUCAAAGAAGGUCUUUCCAUAGUGGGUUUUCUUAUUCUCUCCAAAGUGGUUGACUCUUUGUCACAAAGACAUAUGUUUUUUGAUGCUAAAAGGUCAGGAUUGAGAAUGAGAUCGGCUCUUAUGGUGGCAGUGUAUAAAAAACAGCUAAAGCUUUCCAACACAGCAAGGAGAAGGCACUCAACUGGUGAAAUUGUGAAUUACAUUGCUGUUGAUGCAUAUAGAAUGGGAGAAUUUCCAUAUUGGUUUCAUAUAACAUGGAUUUGUGCAUUGCAGAUUGCUCUGUCUAUUGGUAUCCUUUUUGGUGUUGUAGGUGUUGGUGCUCUUCCUGGUUUAGUCCCUCUUCUCAUUUUUGGACUUCUCAAUGUACCAUUUGCCAAGAUCCUACAAAAUUGUCAGGCAGAGUUCAUGAUUGCACAGGAUGAGCGUCUUAGAUCAACUUCAGAAAUUCUAAAUAGCAUGAAAAUCAUUAAGUUGCAGUCCUGGGGGGACAAAUUCAAGAACUUAGUUGAGUCCCUACGUGCUAAAGAGUUCAUAUGGCUUUCUAAGGCACAGAUCUUGAAAGCUACUGGCUCAUUUCUUUAUUGGAUGUCUCCUACCAUUGUUUCUGCUGUUGUAUUCCUUGGAUGUGCUCUUUUCAAUAGUGCCCCUUUGAAUGCUGGGACCAUUUUCACAGUUCUUGCUACAUUGAGGAACUUGGGAGAACCUGUUAGACUGAUCCCAGAGGCUCUGUCUAUUAUGAUCCAAGUUAAGGUUUCCUUUGAUCGUCUCAAUGCCAUUUUGCUUGAUGAAGAGCUAGAUAGUGAUCGUAAUGGAAGACAUAUAAAUCAAAAUUCAGUUAAUGCAGUGGAAAUCCAAGCUGGCAACUUCAUUUGGGAUCAUGAAACAAUGUCACCAACUUUGACAGAUGUUAAUUUAGAAAUCAAAUGGGGACAGAAAAUAGCAGUUUGCGGGCCAGUUGGAGCAGGAAAAUCAUCUCUUUUGUAUGCAAUACUUGGAGAGAUUCCUAAGAUUUCAGGAAUUGUCAAUGUAGGUGGCACCCUAGCUUAUGUUUCUCAAACUUCUUGGAUACAAAGUGGGACAGUUAGAGAUAACAUACUCUUUGGCAAGCCAAUGGACAAAAGAAGAUAUGAGAAUGCCAUUAAAGUUUGUGCUUUAGAUCAAGAUAUUAAAGAUUUUAGCCAUGGUGAUCUUACAGAAAUAGGUCAGCGAGGGAUUAACAUGAGUGGAGGACAAAAGCAAAGGAUUCAACUAGCUCGAGCAGUCUACAAUGAUGCUCACAUCUAUCUCCUUGAUGACCCUUUCAGUGCGGUUGAUGCUCACACUGCUGCUAUUCUGUUCAAUGACUGUGUCAUGUGUGCUCUAAGAGAGAAAACAGUUAUUCUAGUGACUCAUCAAGUGGAGUUUCUCUCAGAAGUUGAUAAAAUCCUGGUAAUGGAGGGUGGAAAAGUUACUCAAUCAGGUAACUAUGAGAGUCUCCUGACAGCUGGAACAGCCUUUGAACAACUUGUGAGUGCCCAUAAAGAAGCAAUUAAUGAGUUGGAUCAAAAUAAUGAAAACAGAAGUGAUUCAGAAAAUGAGAUUAUGGUUCAUGCAAAAGAGUCUCAAGGUUUAUAUCUCACUAAAAAUCCAAGUGAAGGGGAGAUUUCUACCAAGGGUCAACUUGGGAUUCAGCUUACACAAGAAGAAGAAAAAGAGAUUGGUGAUGUUGGCUGGAAGCCAUUCUGGGAUUAUAUUUCAUUUUCAAGGGGAUCAUUCAUGUUGUGUUGGAUCCUGUUGGCACAAGCUGCUUUUGUUGCUUUGCAGACUGCAUCAACGCUUUGGCUUGCUUUAGCCAUUGAAAUUCCAAAAUUAACUAGUGGCACGUUGGUUGGAGUUUACGCAUUAAUUUCAUUUGGUAGUGCAGCCUUCGUAUAUCUAAGGUCUUACUUGAGUGCACUUCUUGGAUUAAAGGCUUCUACAGCCUUCUUCACAGGUUUCACUACAGCUAUCUUCAAUGCUCCUAUGUUGUUCUUUGACUCCACCCCUGUAGGAAGAAUUUUAACCCGAGCUUCGUCAGAUUUAAGUAUUUUGGACCUUGAUAUACCUCAUGCCAUCACUUUUGUUGCGUCCGUAGCAGUUGAAACUCUGGUGACAAUUGGUGUAAUGGUUUCAGUAACAUGGCAAGUUCUCAUUGUUGCUAUUCCUGCAAUGGUUGCAUCAAAAUAUGUUCAGGGAUAUUAUCAAGCCUCAGCGAGGGAAUUAAUAAGGAUCAAUGGAACCACAAAGGCUCCAGUCAUGAAUUUUGCAGCUGAGACAUCACUUGGAGUAGUUACAGUAAGAGCAUUUAACAUGUUAGAAAGAUUUUUCAAAAAUUACUUAAAGCUUGUGGACACAGAUGCAACACUAUUCUUUCAUUCUAAUGUGGCCAUGGAAUGGUUAGUUGUAAGAAUUGAAGCACUUCAAAAUUUGACAGUCAUCACUGCAGCUUUGUUGCUUAUUCUAAUUCCUCAGGGAUAUGUGUCCCCAGGCAUCGUGGGAUUGUCUCUUUCUUAUGCUUUCACCUUGACAGGAUCCCAAAUAUUUUGGACUAGAUGGUAUUGCAACUUGUUAAACUAUCUGAUCUCUGUUGAAAGAAUCACGCAAUUCAUUAACAUACCUGCAGAGCCUCCUGCCAUUGUGAACGAUAACCGGCCUCCAUCUUCAUGGCCUUCCAAAGGAAGGAUUGAUCUUCAAGCCUUAGAGAUUAGAUACCGUCCAAAUGCUCCAUUAGUACUUAAGGGUAUCACUUGUACAUUUAAAGAAGGAAGUAGAGUAGGUGUUGUAGGAAGGACUGGAAGUGGAAAAAGUACACUUAUAAGUGCUUUGUUUCGCUUAAUUGAGCCUUCAAGAGGUGAUAUUCUUAUAGAUGGGAUUAAUAUAUGCUCAAUGGGGUUGAAGGAUUUGAGAAUGAGACUAAGCAUCAUCCCUCAAGAGCCAACUCUUUUCAAGGGCAGCGUUAGAACCAACUUGGACCCUCUAGGCCUCUACUCAGAUGAUGAUAUAUGGAAGGCUUUACAGAAAUGUCAGCUUAAGGAAACUAUCAGCUGUCUACCAAAUCUCUUGGACUCCUCUGUGAGUGAUGAAGGUGGAAAUUGGAGCUUAGGACAACGCCAACUGUUUUGUCUUGGAAGAGUACUCCUCAAGAGGAACAGAAUUCUUGUUCUGGAUGAAGCUACUGCUUCCAUUGACACUGCAACAGAUGCCAUUCUACAAAGAAUAAUUAGACAAGAAUUUGCAGAAUGCACAGUUAUAACUGUGGCUCACAGGGUUCCAACAGUAAUAGAUAGUGACAUGGUCAUGGUCCUGUCUUAUGGGAAACUGGUGGAAUAUGAUGAGCCUUCAAAGUUAAUGGACACCAAUUCUUCAUUCUCCAAGUUGGUAGCUGAAUAUUGGUCCAGUUGCAGGAAGAAUUCAUCCUCAAAUAUUAGCAAGCUGCAAGAUUGAAUAAGAACAUUGUGGAAAAGGAAGAUGAAUAAAGGGAUUACAAAUAAAUUGAAGGAAAAAUGAUUGACCUCCCUGUAGUAAAGAGACCAGAAGAAUCACAAAAGCAAAUGAAUUCCUUGAAAUUUUAUAUGUAUGCGCAUACUGAUUUCCAUUCCUAUCAAAAUCGAUGGUUUAACAGUAUCUUAUGCUCUGUAAAUGAUCAUAAUUUUAAUUUUUAAG
Molecule: messenger RNA, 4801 nt
Organism: Abrus precatorius (Indian licorice)
Lineage: Eukaryota; Viridiplantae; Streptophyta; Magnoliopsida; Fabales; Fabaceae
Product: ABC transporter C family member 8-like
Exons: 13
Coding region: 209-4582 (1457 amino acids)
Biological process (GO): transmembrane transport
Cellular component (GO): vacuolar membrane; plant-type vacuole
Molecular function (GO): ATP binding; ATP hydrolysis activity; ABC-type transporter activity
Source: RefSeq, a predicted model, not a curated record